UUUAUAUACACAAUACAUCUGACUUUUCUGAGACUUUUUUUUUCUAAUACGAUUUUCUCUUGUUUCCUUUCAGCGGCCAAGAAACGUACAAUUGCAUAUGGUUGCAGAGGCGAGCACUCAAUGUUAUGGAAUUUCAGCUAGGUGUGGAACCCAGCAACUAUUACUCCGAAAAUCUUUGCCACGACAAACAGUUUCCUGGAGAGGUCUGGAUAACGGAAGGAAGAGUAAAGGCACCUCAAAUAUCACCGUGUCCAAUUAUGGGCGAUUAUACAGGAGAAGUGCCCGGGACCCACGGUUUGUGCGCAAAAGUUUCUUCAGAUUGCAAUAACCCAGAUAUAAUGUUUUACACUGUAAGCAACUGUGAAGAACGUGGUCAUGUAUACGAAGAAAGAGAAUAUAGAUGUCUGGGUAGCUGGGAAGAAGACGGUGUGCUCUUCACUUACACUCAAAGAAGAGACAUGGAAGGCUUCCAAUGUUUUUCUGGAAAAGUUAUGCGAAAUGGUGAGGAGGCUCUGAUCAAAGAAGCAGGCGAUAGCUGCAUCAGGGGUGAAGAUCCGCUCAUCUACGGCAUGAAAAUUCAGAAACAAUCAUCCUGUCCUCAACUGUCAACGGCAAAUUUUGUGCCCAUUAGACCAACAUGGAAACCGAUGACAUAUGCACCACCAGUACGGCCCACAAGGGGACCUUUAGUUCCCAUGCGACCUACGCCACCUAGAGAUCCUUACUGGUACCACACUGCAACGGAGCAACCUACCACGAAACCGUGGAAACCAAUAACUGGUCGACCUCGACCAGAUCUAGGAAGUGGAAGUAAUAGACCGCUUCAUAAUCAUCUGUUAUCAGUGUUAACUAUAGCUAUGACAUUACUUUUUCUUCUGCGGCACCGAUGAUUUGCUUUAUUUUCAAGCGAUUAGCACAAAAAAGCCUGGAGAAGCUUGAUUUUAGCUGGACUAAAUUCAAGCUGCGUUUUACUCCUCUGCUGAAAUGUCUCCUCUGAAGACAUGCAGUUUUAUGACUUCGAGCUGAAAAUUAACUUUUUCAAAUUCAUGCUUGUCCUCUUGAGGAAAAGCGAAGAAUAUCAGGGAUUUUACUUUUUAUUGUCAUGUAUUUUCUCAAUACGUAGUGUGUGAAUAUGUGUAGUCUACCAAUGAGUACAUUAAGUCAGCAACAACUCAAUGUAGCGUGUUUCUGUUUUUCGAAACACGCCUGUGCUGUCCCAUUGCGUCAAAACUCUGCUGAAGAUAACAUUUUUCAUUAUGAAAAAUCGCAGUUGAAGAACUAUGAUAAUGAGCUAAGGUAGUGAACAUUGUAACAGGAUUAUGUGUUGUAUGCAGUCUUAAAAGUGCAGAGUAAAAUUCUAAACUCUUAUCAAGAAGAUGCUGUCAGAGUCGUAGCUAGGGUUUUCAGCCGCCCAGGGACAACUGAAGAUUUCGCGUCCCCUACUGCUUGCCAAGGAUGGAAAACAUUUAAUUCUAAAAAUGUCGUAACAUCAGUUUGGCGCCCCUUGGAUUCUGCGCCCGGAGACAGAUCCCCCUUGCCCCCCCUCUAGCUACGCCCCUGGAUGCUGUACAAUCAAAUGCAAAGUAGCGUUGACUUAUUAUUCUAAGACAGUUACGGAAAAUGUUACAGAUGAAGCAUAUGUUAAUGUUUUAAUUAAUUAACAAUGUGAACAGCAAUUAAGAGCAGAAAACAAAUAAAAUUUAAUUACUUUUAAAAAUUCAAAAUAAAGGAAGCAGAUCACUGAGUUUUUUUUUCAUAUAUUCCAUUAUACUAAAUUUUUUUAAAAUUUUGUUUAAGAGAAACAAGAAGUUAUAGUGAAAAAUAUGUUCAAUUCGAUACGUUUCCUGAAUGUAGAGAGAUAAUCACAAAAAUGUUUUGAAUAUAUUCUAUUGUUAUAAUAUCCACAAGUUUACGGAAGGAUUUAUGAAUACAAAUAUCGAUCGACAAUUUAAAAAAAAUCGAUUUUUUCAGGAUUUUAUAAAAAAUUCAAUGAUCUGCCUUCUUGUGUGUUUCAAUGAAAAAUUAAAGCUAGUAGCGAGUUAAAUAUUUGCAUGUCUUUGAUGCUCGUCAUAAUGAUGAUAUGACUAAUUUUAUAAAACUUUUUUUCUACAUGCAUAAUGGCAUGCAACUUAUAAAUAAAAAAGUAACAAAAUGACUAAAAUAUUUACUUAAGGUGUUUACUUAAUGUUUCAAACACUUUGUAUAACAGAAAAAUAAUUGCUAUUCGAUGCAAUUGAAAACUAAAGCUCAAAUUGACAGAAAAUGAAAAUAGUUUCAUCUUUUAAUUUGUUAUUAAUUAUGUUAAAAAUUUAAAAACAUUUUAAAACAGGAAAAUGUAGAAAAUUUGAAACAUUGUCAUUUAAAAAAAUUUUGCUCUAAUUCUGUCUGUUAUAUUUGAUAGCCAUAGAUAAAAAAUUAAUUUUUGUAUGGGAAAAAAAGAAACAUUUUUUUGGAAAUAAUAUCCAUACUUGCAUUCUAUAUUUGGAAUUGAGUAAUAAAUUAGAAAUAUUUUGAAACAGAAAUAUG
Molecule: messenger RNA, 2526 nt
Organism: Stegodyphus dumicola
Lineage: Eukaryota; Metazoa; Arthropoda; Arachnida; Araneae; Eresidae
Source: RefSeq, a predicted model, not a curated record